Messenger RNA from Acyrthosiphon pisum (pea aphid), 1733 nucleotides. RefSeq names its product solute carrier family 35 member G1. The record is from RefSeq and is a predicted model, not a curated record. Gene Ontology annotation, cellular component: membrane. Lineage: Eukaryota; Metazoa; Arthropoda; Insecta; Hemiptera; Aphididae. The transcript has a single exon. Bases 318 to 1337 code for a protein of 339 amino acids.
AUCCUAUAUACCCAUUUUUUUUUUUUUGCUAAAUGCUAAUUCCAGAUUCAAGAUCCGGUAUGUGCCAUCCGGCAUCCGGUACAUUUUUUAUUUUUUUAUUUUUUGGUAUAUCAGUUCAUUUUCCUAAAAAUUAAUAAAUCGAAUCCCAGUUCUACUUGACCAUCGCACAUUUUCUCAGAGUUUAACGAAUCUAAAUCAUGACCGAAGAUAUCUAGGUAAAUCGAGAGUAAGGUACUUAAACUGUUCUAGCAUACCACUAUCGGGGACAAGUGACGUGUAAGUAGUUUUAUAAAGUGAGUAAUAUUUAAACCAUGUAAAUGGCCGAACGACUAGAACUCAGAAAUCUGGUGAUCGAGUCAGAUUCACCGUCCACAAGUUCACCGGUUACGCCAAACGUGACGUCGUCCCCUAAAACACAAAUAAAAAUUCUUGGUUUACUGUUAGCUGCCAUAUCGUCAUUAUUUUUCUCUCUGAGUACGUUGAUAGUUAAAUGGCUUGACGACAUAGACCCAUUGGAAUUGGCCGCCUUUCGUUUUGUCGGAAUAUUAAUUCCCUCAGUACCCAUAUUGAUUUACAAUAAACAGAAUCCAUUUCCAAAAGGUCAACGACUCAUGCUACUACUUCGUGCUUUUGCCGGCGCCACUUCAGUGUCUCUAAUUUUUUAUGCCAUCAGACACAUGCCCUUAGCCGACGCUUCAGUAAUUGUAUUCAGUGUGCCUGUCAUAGUGGCAAUAUUUGCCAGAAUAUUUCUCAAGGAACCAUGUGGACUGUUCCAUUACUUCACAUUAUUCUUAACAAUGAUUGGAGUCUUAUUGAUCACAAGACCUCCUUUCUUAUUUGGGCAGUCGACUAAACAAUACAAUAUUUUAGGUCCAUUAGCAGCUUUGUUAUCUACAUUUUUUGGAGCUAUUGUUUAUAUACUACUCAGAGCUUUGAAGAACUUACAUUUCAGUGUUAUCAUGGUGACGUUUGCCACUUAUUCUAUCAUACAAACGACUAGCAUGGCUUGGGCCACAGGAAACUUGUGUUGGCCAAAAUGCGGUACUGAGAGAAUUUUAGUAAUUGCUUUAGGCGCAUUCAGUUUUUCUGGACAAAUGUUACUAACUAUUGCAGCCCAACUCGAAGAAGCUGGAUUGGUUGCUAUUGCAAGGACUGUUGAUGUGGUGUUUGCUUUUGUAUGGCAGAUAAUAUUUUUCAACGAGGUACCAAAUAUUUUCAGUAUUAUUGGUGCAGUGUUGGUGACUUCAUCUGUUGUACUGAUCGGCUUAAGGAAGUGGAUGAUGUCUAUGCCGUCUACAUCAAGCUUCAGAAAAAAAUUUGGGUUUCUAUUUUUAUGACACCCACAUAUAUUUUACUUAUUGUUAAACUAUUGAUCUGCCUAGCACCAGUAUUACUUAAAAUAAUUAAAUCACUUUAUGUUUGUUAAAUGUAUGCCUAUUGUGAAAUAUUAACGUUUUGUGAAAACAAAAAAGUACAAUUUAAUCAGCUCAAUCAUAGUUUACACGCUUAUUAUAUUUUAGUUGUGAAUCUGAAUGUAUACCAUUUUAAGACUUCUAUUUUAGAAACAACAAUUUGUGAUCAUUAAUUAUCUGAUAAGUUUUUAUUUUAAAAAUAGAUUAAAAUUGAGUUUUUGACAAUUAUUUAAAACUAAUUCAAUUUUUAUACUAUUCUUUGAAGUGUAAGUUCAUUUUUAUAGAAGUAUUUCGCAUUCAUUUUUUUAUAAUUUCAUUGUA